UAAAUUAGGAAAUGAAAAAAUUCUUAUUAUUGAUAACAUCAGUUAUUGGUAGUUAUUGCUUAAAUCCAAAUGACUAUAUUACAAUUCCUUUCCUGAAAUUCCCAGAUUCAUUGAGUUAUAAUGUUUUAGAGAUAAAUUCAAUUUUUGAAUAUUUGAUAGCAUGUUUAUACAUAGGGUAAAUUGAUAACCUGAUAUAGAUUAUUCUACUAUUCUAUGUACUUUUGUAUAAGUGAAAUUUUAAUUUGGAGUCAUCCUGCUCCAAAGACUCCAGAGAGAGUAGCUCAAACAAAGGAAGAAAUGAGGAGAGGGAUAAAAGCUCUUUUUUAUGUAAUUUUAUUAACAACAGCAAUUAUAUGGAAAGUAUAACCUUUGAAUCCAUAUUAUGGUUAUUAUGAGACACAUGAAUUUGGAUUAAAAGAAUUCUUUAUUUCUUUAAUCAUGUAAUACAAUAUUAUUAUGUAUUAAGAUAUAUGGUGACUUUUGAUGUAUGGUUUUACACUUCUCAUAUUAUUGGACAUACUCCUUUUUUUUGGAAACAUUUUCAUGGAGAACAUCAUGAAUUUGUAGAAUGUGGAGCAUAUGCUUAAGAUGCAGUACAUCCAGUUGAGGCAUUAAUUUAAGGUCCAAUUGGACAUUUCUUGCCUACAUUUAUUUAUCCAUUUCAUCCAGUAUGUCAUCAUAUUUUUGGAUUACUUACAUCAAUAUAUGCUUAAUUUGCACAUGAUGGAAGAUGGGAUCCUGCAGGACACACUUUACAUCAUUAUUAUUAUUCUUGUAAUUUUAGUAUUUGGGGAUUAUGUGAUUUUAUAUUUGGAACAGGUUACAAUUAAUAAAAGUAUCCUAUACCUUAUAUUCCAACUUGGCUUAGAAGCAAAAUUAAUAAUAAGAAUUAGGAUAAAAAAAUUAUGUGAUA
Molecule: messenger RNA, 913 nt
Organism: Paramecium sonneborni
Lineage: Eukaryota; Ciliophora; Oligohymenophorea; Peniculida; Parameciidae
Source: the annotation of a GenBank genome assembly